This is a messenger RNA of Aureobasidium melanogenum CBS 110374, 1749 nucleotides long. Its product is annotated as alcohol oxidase. The transcript has 5 exons. The record is from RefSeq and is a predicted model, not a curated record. NCBI's taxonomy places the organism in Eukaryota, Fungi, Ascomycota, Dothideomycetes, Dothideales, Saccotheciaceae. The coding region runs from base 1 to 1749 and encodes 582 amino acids. Gene Ontology annotation, molecular function: oxidoreductase activity, acting on CH-OH group of donors; flavin adenine dinucleotide binding.
AUGCUGAUGAUCAGUCGUCUUGCAUCAAUCGUCGAUGAGCCGAUAUUUGACUAUGUGAUUGUCGGUGGUGGUACCGCAGGCACUGUACUUGCCAAUCGCCUGUCUGAGAACAGUUCUGUUUCGGUCGCUUUGAUCGAGGCCGGUGGAUCGGCUCUCGACAACCCUUUGGCCAGGACCAUUUACGGGAAUUGUCCGGCUUGCGAUACUCCACUGGACUGGAAUUACACUACAAUUCCUCAAAGGUAUCUCAAUGACAGUGUGAAGCCUUAUCACGCUGGCAGAUGUCUCGGCGGGACAAGUGAUCUCAACGGAUGGACUUACCUACGCCCUGCGAUGGCAGAACUUUCGUCAUGGCAAGCUGUAGGUAACCCGAGUUGGUCGUGGGAGUCGCUCCUCCAUUACUUCCGCAAGAGCGAGAAUUUACAAAUUCCACCUGCAAUUCAACAGGAUCAAGGUGCAACCUAUAUUACCAAGUUCCACGGCUUCGACGGCCCUCUCGACAUAGCUUGGCCUCCACGUAUGGAUGUUGGCAGUUUUGGCAGAGCUCUCAACCAGACAUGGCAAUCGCUUGGCCUAGAGUGGAAUCGCGAUGCGAACUCUGGAUUACCACGCGGUCUGUUCUUGAAGCCUUCGGAGUACAAUCUUCGAGAGGGAGGUAUUCGCGAGGAUGCUAAUAGAGCUUAUUUGGCGCCAAUUGCAAACAGGACUAAUCUCAAAAUCUUCACACAUACUACCGCAACGAAAGUCAGAUUGGAGCAUCGCAUGAAAUCUGGAGACGUGGUAGCGACGGGAGUUGACACCAUCACUGCCUCUGGCGAAAACCAGACAAUACUCGCAGAUCGUGAGAUUGUCCUCUCGCUCGGCACCUGGCGGACCCCAACUCUGCUAGAAGCCUCGGGCAUAGGUAACUCUAGAAUUUUAACCAAUGCCUCCCUUCCAGUCAAGGUGAAUCUCCCAGGUGUAGGAUACCACUUGCAAGAUCAAAUCGGGUCCUUUCUUGUCUUCAACUCAACAGGCAACGACAAUUCCACAGACGACUUGACCAACAUACCCACCUAUGCUUUUAUAAAUGCACAAGACCUCUUUGGCAAUAACACGAUGAGCAUUGAAGCCGAAUUACGUCGCAGUAUUCCCGAAUAUGCCGCGAAGAUAGCAGCAGAAAGCAACGGCGCAACAACCACCUGCACAGAGAUGCAACGCUUGAGUGCUCGAGUGGACUUGAUAUUCGACAAGAACGUGCCCAUUGCGGAGUUGAUUCUCAAUCCCAGCUUCGUCAGUUUUUGGCAAACAUUGCCUUUUUCCAUUGGCUCAGUACAUCUUUCGCCUCAACACCCUUCGCGACCUCUAAUCAAUCCAAACUAUUUCCAAUUCGAUUUCGACUUUCGCAUCCAAGUCGCACUCGUCGAGUUUUGCAGGCGACUGUACUCUAGUCCUCCGUUGUCCAAUCUCCACAGCCUCGGUGAGAUUUCUCCUGGUUAUUCGGUCUUACCACUCAAUGCUACAGAUGACCAAUAUCGUGCCUUCUUGAACUCUUCAGGAGCGCCUAUAUGGCAUGGAGUCGGCACAGCAGCUAUGAUGAGCAGAGAGCUGGGUGGUGUGACCGAUUCUCAGAUGAGAGUUUAUGGGACAAGUAACCUGCGUGUUGUUGAUGCGAGUGCGAUUCCAUUUGAGGUCAAUGGACACCCAACGAGUACGAUUUAUGCGAUGGCUGAGAAAGCAGCGGACUUGAUCAGAAUGCAUUGGAAGUGA